Molecule: messenger RNA, 1086 nt
Organism: Cataglyphis hispanica
Lineage: Eukaryota; Metazoa; Arthropoda; Insecta; Hymenoptera; Formicidae
Exons: 3
Coding region: 380-1036 (218 amino acids)
Source: RefSeq, a predicted model, not a curated record
ACACAUGCACGCAAAUUCGUUUGAAUCUGGGAUGCGUUCCGUUUCACGCAUUAAGCGCAUAGAUCGCUUGAAAAUCUAUAAUUCAUGUAACAUAUAUUAUAGAUUUCCAAAUGAUCUAUGCGCUCUAUGCGUGAAACGGAACGCAAUCCUGGAUAGGCCUUGAAGCUUCCAAUGGCAGUAAAACGAGAUCCUACAAAAUUGACCAAUCGGUGCUAAUAAAAUAAUCGUUUCGUAGAAGAAGAAGAAGCAGCUAUAGAGUAUUAGCAGCUAGUGAGUCUAAUAAUAAAAUUUGUGUUAUUGGUAAUUUAAAAGAGAACUUCAUACAUUGUAUUAUAAAGUGGGUUAUUAAAUCUGCAAAAAAUAUUACAAUAAAUGAAACAUGAGUUGUCAAAAAGGUAACACUAGUCGAUCAAGACCUCAGAAGUACCAGAAUCAUACAGCUUUCAAAAAUAAUUUGUAUGAUAAUUCUAAGAAAAUAAAAUUUAUUAAUAGUAUUGAAGUUGUGAAUGUUUGUGAGCGCUGCAAAAAAAUAAUAGAAUGGAAGAUCAAGUACAGGAAAUACAAAGCACUUAAAGCUCCAAUGAAAUGCAUAAAAUGUGAACAAAAGAUUGUGAAACACUCUUAUCAUAAUAUCUGCUUGCCUUGUGCCAAGCAGAAUGAAAUUUGUCCAAAAUGUGGAAAGAAGAAAGAAAUUGUAGAAGCAAAACCUAAUAGGGAAGAAUUAAUUAAAUUGGAUGAAGAAUUUAAAACAAUUUUAAAAACCUUGUCAGAGAGAAAACGAAGAACGUUUUUACGUUACAUGAAUCAACAAUCAUCAAAAAAUACAAAAAAUAAUAAACACAUGUCUGGAUCAGACAUAGAUAUAAAUAAAUGUGAAGUCAAAGACAAAAGUGAGGAUAAAACAGAUUCCAAAGGAAGAGAAGAUUUAUUAAUAAAACUGAAAUCAUUAGCUAUUAUAGGAGAGGAAGAUGAUACCUUCAACAGUGAUACUGAUAUUGAAAGUAAAGACAAUAAUUUUAGUGAUGAUAUUGCUUGAUUAUGUAAUAAAACUUUUUCUAAGUAUAAAAAGAGUUUCUCAAACUAUAA